Molecule: messenger RNA, 1548 nt
Organism: Heteronotia binoei (common prickly gecko)
Lineage: Eukaryota; Metazoa; Chordata; Lepidosauria; Squamata; Gekkonidae
Gene: ST6GALNAC5
Product: ST6 N-acetylgalactosaminide alpha-2,6-sialyltransferase 5
Exons: 5
Coding region: 289-1305 (338 amino acids)
Biological process (GO): oligosaccharide metabolic process; ganglioside biosynthetic process
Molecular function (GO): alpha-N-acetylgalactosaminide alpha-2,6-sialyltransferase activity
Source: RefSeq, a predicted model, not a curated record
GAAAGCUUCGGCAGUCGGUAGUGGUGUAGAUCACUGGGAGACUCUAAAAGGGUCCGGUUUUAAUUCUGUCUCUAAUCUCUGCAACAGCCGUGCUUUCUACGGCAGUUCAAGGUUGGGCUGAUUCCGCUGUUGAUUUUUGUAUUUUUCGCUCUCAAUCCUGACAGACAGGGGGGGGGGGGGGGAGGGCCGGAAAACAAUGUCCCUAGCUCCUUCGCAAUGGAAACCCUAGAGGAAAAAGUGGCUUCGGAUGGUCAAGCCUGAGAUCUCGGUAUAAAGAGGUGCUCAAAAAUGAAGACGCUGAUGCGACAUGGGCUGGCUGUGUCUUUAGCGCUCACCACCAUGUGCACUAGCUUGUUGCUCAUGUACGGCAGCAUCGGUGGGGGUGGAGGCGGCAGCGGCGGAGGCCAGAAAGAGCAAAGCCAGCAGCAGGUGGCGGCGGCCACAGCCACCGUGGAAUCCCAGAGCCCGCGCCCGCCAGGCGGCAGCGGCCAGCGACGCCUACCAGGAUUCCCCGCUCGCCCCUUGGAAGGCUAUAUCAGCGUCCUGGACCAUAAGCCUUUGAAAAUGCACUGUACAAGUUGUGCUCUGGUAUCAAGCUCAGGACACCUUUUGCGAAGCCAACAAGGCAGCAAGAUUGACCAGACAGAGUGUGUGAUACGAAUGAAUGAUGCACCCACACAGGGAUUUGGAAAAGAUGUUGGAAACAAGACAAGUUUACGAGUCAUAGCUCACUCCAGCAUUCAGAGGAUUUUGCGGAAUCGCAAUGAACUGUUAAAUAUGAGCCAAGGAACUGUAUUUAUCUUCUGGGGUCCCACCAUCUAUAUGAGGAGAGAUGGAAAAGGGUUAGUUUAUAAUAAUCUGCAACUGAUGAAUCAGAUUCUACCUCAAUUAAAAGUAUACAUGAUAUCUCGGCACAAGAUGCUUCAGUUUGAUGAUCUCUUCAAACGGGAAACUGGAAAAGACAGGAAGAUAUCCAACACUUGGCUUAGCACUGGAUGGUUCACAAUGAGUAUCGCAUUAGAGCUGUGUGACAGGAUAGACGUCUAUGGCAUGGUGCCACCAGAUUUCUGCAGGGAUCCCAAUCAUCCUUCAGUACCUUAUCAUUAUUAUGAACCUCUGGGACCUGAUGAAUGUACAAUGUACAUUUCACAUGAACGGGGAAGAAAGGGCAGUCAUCACCGCUUUAUCACAGAGAAACGUGUGUUUGAGAACUGGGCCCGGACAUUCAAUAUUCACUUUUUUCAGCCAGACUGGAAACCAGAAUCACUUACUAUAAAUCACGCUAAGAUUAAACUGGUGUUCUGAGAAAUGAAUGCACAAGGCUGCAAUCACAAUCACCAACUGUAUCAGACUUCAGGGGAUUGAACCUCAUAUCAUAGCAAGCCAACCUAAAAAGGAAGGUUAACAGGGUUUGCCGAUGAAAACUACAAUAUUCAGGAAGUUAUUGCAAAGGAAUACCUAAAAAGGACACCUGGUAUCCAGUUGUAUUGUAAUCAGAUAUUUUAACUUCCGUUCACCAAUAUGUGUAUGUGGUUUGUUAAAAAGAAG